Mya arenaria is the source of this 2744-nucleotide messenger RNA. Its product is annotated as ankyrin repeat domain-containing protein 29-like. Bases 144 to 1460 code for a protein of 438 amino acids. Lineage: Eukaryota; Metazoa; Mollusca; Bivalvia; Myida; Myidae. The record is from RefSeq and is a predicted model, not a curated record. Gene Ontology annotation, molecular function: protein binding. Gene Ontology annotation, biological process: intracellular signal transduction. The transcript is spliced from 3 exons.
CUCGAUUUGAUGAGGCGAUGACUGAGACCGAAACUGUUAUGUGCUCCUAUACGGACACCAGCACGACCACAAGUAAACUGACCAGAUGAAGGAAGAAGUAGACAUUGUUACGCUCUUUUUGUACUGACUUGUGUUUUAAAAGAAUGGGAGACAUGAAAGUCUUUGAGGCAGCCAGUAGCAACAACAUUGAGUUUUUACAAGAUGCCCUGGCAGGAGCAUAUGGAGAACAACUGCCUGAGGACUUAGAGUUAGCAUUAAUUAGAGCUGCUACAAAUGGACACAUAGAUUGUGUUAGACUGUUACUGAAACAUGGAGUUAAUGUGGCUGGAAAAAAUGGGGCUGAUGAUACAGCUUUAAUCACUGCCUCCCAAAAUGGUCAUUUGGAAAUUGUAAGAUUGUUAAUUGAGAAAGGAUGUCCGGUUGAUCAUCAAAACUCGAACGGGUAUACUGCUUUAAUGAAAGCUUGUGAGAAUGGGAAGUUUGAAGUACUUGAACUACUUCUAAAACAUGGCGCUACUGAUAUAUCUGAAGACAUCGAAGCUGAACAUGCAGGAGUUCCCAAUGGUGUUCCGAAGCUACCAAAGUACAUGCCUCACGGAUACUCAUCGCUGAUGGUUACUGUUUUGAAGCAACCUGAAAAUUACAAAGAUGUGUUGAGAAUAUUGUUAGCUUCAAAUUUUGAUGUAAAUGCUGUUGAUCUACAAGAUAUGACUGUUCUUCACCAUGCUGCUAAUAAAUGUCCCGAAGAUGUGAUUUGCAUGCUCCUUGAAGCCAAAGUGAAUGUAGAUGCCAAAGAUGUUUGGGGUGUCACAGCUUUAAUGUCAGCAGUGGCCUAUGGCAAAGUGGGUAAUGUCAAAGAAUUGCUUAAAUGUGGAGCAGAUGUCUCGCUCUCUUGCAAAGCCAAAAGAACAGCCUUGUCAAUUGCAGCUCGGACUGGUUCUGAAGAAAUGAUAAAAACCCUUCUAGCAGCAGGUGCAGACCCAAACAGCAGAGAUGCUCAUGACCAUCCACCUCUUUUCAUUGCUAUUUUACACAACAACUAUGCAGGCAUAAAAUGCAUGAUUCAGGCUGGCUGUGAUUUUGACAUAGUGUGCAGAGACUUGACCUCCUUCCAGCUAAUGUCAUGCUUUCAGGGUGUCGUACACAGAAAAAAUGUGACCAUGUUGCGAAUGUUAUACCAUGCAGGUGCAUGUAACAAUCACAUGUUGUACGAGGCAGCUACAAAUGAACAACUAAAACAACAAAGUGCUGAGUUUCCUGUAUUUAUCGAAGAAUUAAAUAAUCUAGUCAGCUCACCUCGCUCCUUGAAAGAGGCUACAAGGAUGGUUAUAAGAAAGAGGAUACAGCAAUGUCAAAAACUACGGCAAAGGUUCUCUGAGUUAGUGGACAAUCUAGCUCUUCCAAACAGUCUCAGGGAUUAUUUGUUAUAUUCUGAUAUUACAACAGGGUUGGAGCAAUGAUUAAGAUUUGUCUGUGAUAAAAUAACUUGAACUACAGCAGAUUUUUAAAAUUGAUUUGGCAGACAUUUUUUUACUUGCAUGCAUUUUUGUAUGUGUUCAUAUAACAUCAAGCUGACUAAAAAAUGAAGAUCUUCUCUUGCCAUAGCAUUGCCAGUAUUGCUGUUGUCCAUGCUGUCAUACUUAAACUUAUAUGUUGGCCAUAAUUAAAAGUAUUAACUUAAGAUUUGGUACAAAUGCUUACUGUGACUAUAUAUAGACCUGUCUAGCACGUCCUAUGCCUUCGAUCAUCGAAGAUAGACAAGAAAGGUUUGGUCUGCUUGUGGUGCUCUUUUUUUUUUUGAUCAUAUUUGAAUUUUAUUUUAUGCUUUUCAGUGAUUAAUAGAGAUUUAUCAGUGAAAUCAAAAAAUAUUUUUCACUGCAAUUUUGGCCUGCUCUCUCUUCUUAAUCAAAUGUCAGUGCUUGACAAGGCUUGGACACAGUUUCAACAUCGUCAUUUCAUAAAUUAGGUGUCAUUCGCAUGCAAAGUGGCAUGCUUUUCUGAAAAACUAAAAGUUAAUGUCAAUUCUUUUAUCUUUUUUAGGCAUAUAAUCAUUAUUAAGAAAAAUGGUUGAUUUCAGUGUAAGAUUGAAAUAUAUUUCAACUCAUGAAAUCCAAAAGUAAAUAUUUUGCUUGUGGCUACAUCACUCGUGAAAACCCCGGGUAUAGAUUUUGGUGCUUGCUCAGUGAAAUAUAUCGUGCUUUUACAGUAAAACAAACUGGUAGAUACAUACCAAUGACAAUAAGUGGAUUGAGGAAGUUUUCUUUUACAUGUGCUGUACAAAACCAUAUAAAGUUAAGAAAGUGUGCAUUAAAGUAUGGUGGUAUGCUGUUUAUAAUGAUUUUUAAGAAAUUUGUUUUUGUUUUUUUCUUUGUGAUAAUGUAAUAAACAGCUUGUAACAUUUUUAGAUCUUUUAAAUUUAAUUGAUUUUUAAUAUAGUUUAGUAAUAUUUGUAUUUUUAUUUUAAUAUUUGAUUUAGGAUCUUUUUGCUAUUCACCAAAUAAUAUAUGAUAUAUUCAAUUCAUAAUCAAUUCAUUUUAUUGUACACUGUACACCAGUAUUUCACAUACAAAAUACCAGACUAUGCAUUUAAUAUGUUGUUGAAUAUACAUUUUAUCCUACCUUGACCUAAAUUAAAAACACCCAAUGUACUCUUAUUGAUUUGAAGCAAUGGGCUUUUUUUAGUAUGCCUAUUUUGUUGAAACAUUUUGAUUUUAUGAUAUAAAAAUUAAGACAGAUGAGACAAA